Fonsecaea multimorphosa CBS 102226 is the source of this 1950-nucleotide messenger RNA. RefSeq lists its product as uncharacterized. Gene Ontology annotation, biological process: positive regulation of transcription from RNA polymerase II promoter by galactose; DNA-templated transcription. Gene Ontology annotation, cellular component: nucleus. Bases 1 to 1950 code for a protein of 649 amino acids. NCBI's taxonomy places the organism in Eukaryota, Fungi, Ascomycota, Eurotiomycetes, Chaetothyriales, Herpotrichiellaceae. The record is from RefSeq and is a predicted model, not a curated record. Gene Ontology annotation, molecular function: RNA polymerase II cis-regulatory region sequence-specific DNA binding; zinc ion binding; DNA-binding transcription factor activity, RNA polymerase II-specific. The transcript is spliced from 3 exons.
AUGGAGCAGGAGCUCGCGCGGACCCAAGCGAUACUGAGGGAAGCGACAAGAGGUUCUCCUCGUAGUCAGCAGCGCGUCGAUGACCAUACGUCAAGCUCCCCCAAGACGACUGGAACAGGCGCUUCACUCGACCUGAGCAACCUGACUUCCUUCCAGGACCAGACAAUGUUUUCGAUGUCUGAUCAAACCUUAUCAACCAGUUUUCUCGUCCAGGACUCCGCCAGUGUGAGCAACUCGGAUCAACCACACCAGCAGCGGCGCCAUGAUCCUGCGGAGCACAUGAACGAGGUCCAGCCAACCGUGAAUGGUGACGUCGAAGUCGAAAAAGCAAUUGACCAUGUCCUCUCUUCCUCUCGCUCGACUAAGAAGCCUUGGGUGUCUCUCGAGAAGGGGCCGCCUUCCGGUGAUUUCGACUGGGACGAAAGGAAUGAGCUGCAGACGGCGAACAACUUCGUGGAUGGAAUGGCCGCUCUGACCAGCGAGUCCAACGGAGGAGGAUAUUUAGGAGUGGCUUCGGGUGCGGCUAUGCUGCGAUUGACGGGAGCCUCCGACCAGAGUCCUGCCCGAGAUCAAAAACGAGCCUCGACGACGAUUCCAUACGCCAUUACAUCAUUGUCAUUUUUGGAAGGGUUUCUGGAUGCAUACUUUAUGCUCUUUCAUCGGUCCUACCCGAUUGUUCACGAGGCGACGUUCCGAGCGCAAUUCAUGGAGAUGGUCCCCCGUCCGCGGGGUCAGGCCUGGCACGUCUUGCUGUACGCCAUGUGUGCGAUAGGAGCUUGGACCUCUGCCACCCAGCAAUCGGACAUCGACCUUGGGCUCUUUGAAGCUUCCAAGAGUAGGAUGUCCAGCGAUAUGCUGGAGACGGGCAAUUUAACACUGGUCCAAGCCCUGACUCUGAUUGCUAACUACGUCCAGAAGCGCGACAAGCCGAAUUCUGGCUAUAACUAUACUGGUCUCGCUCGGCGAAUUGCAAUGGGCAUUGGGCUUCACAAAGAGUUUCCCAAUUGGCAGACGAGUUUAUUGACUCAAGAGAUGAGGCGCAGAGUCUGGUGGUCGCUGUACGUGCUCGAUGUCGGAGCGAUAAUCACCUUCUCCAGGCCUUUGGACUUCCCGGAUCGAGGGAUUGAGACCGAGUUGCCCCUGAACGUUCAUGAUGCGGAUUUCACCGCCCUGACACCACAAAAGCCUUCCUCAGCCAACGAGACGACGCUGUAUUCCCACCUUCGAGCGCAAUCGACAUUUCACCUUGCCACUUGCCAGAUAUACUCGUGCAUCAUAUCCACUCCUUACCCGUCACCUGCGGAUCUUCUCCAGCAAGAUGACAGUCUCAUCGGAGCUUGGCUUUCAGGGUUGCCCACAUAUUUCCAGGAGCACAGUCCGCAGCCUCCAAGAUACGCACUUUGCCAUUCCAUACUCAGCUGGCGGUAUCGCAAUUUUCGUAUCCUCAUGUAUCGCCCAUUCCUCGUCCGACGGCAGAUGGCUCGAGCGCAAACGGUCUCAGUCGAUUCUUCAGAGGACAUGCACUCCGAGGAGAUGGCCAUCCAGCGCUGCCUUGAUGCGGCUCGAGAGUCGAUCUCUCUCAUCUCAAAGUUCUGGGACGAAAACGAGAAAACCAUGAUGGCCUCGUGGUACAGCCUUUUUUUCCUCUUCCAGGCUAUCCUGAUCCCCGUGAUUUGCCUUCGCAACGACCCUCAAGCACCGGAAGCGGAGGGAUGGCAACAGCAGGUUUUGGUCGCCAUUCGAGUGAUGGAGUCGAUGCUGCAGGUGAACCCGACAUCGGAGCGAUGCCUCCGCGUGGUGAGAUCCUUGACGAGGGAAUACCUGGGCGCAAGCGGCGGCUGGGGAGGGCCGACUGAAGAGUCGCCGCAGACCCAGCUCAACAAUCUAUAUCCACUAAUGUGGCCUACGUUGGAAUCGGCACAAUUUGACGGGGUCGAUGCCAUGCUGUAA